Messenger RNA from Artibeus jamaicensis (Jamaican fruit-eating bat), 3235 nucleotides. RefSeq names its product magnesium transporter MRS2 (gene MRS2). Gene Ontology annotation, biological process: mitochondrial magnesium ion transmembrane transport. The record is from RefSeq and is a predicted model, not a curated record. Gene Ontology annotation, molecular function: magnesium ion transmembrane transporter activity. Lineage: Eukaryota; Metazoa; Chordata; Mammalia; Chiroptera; Phyllostomidae. Bases 116 to 1423 code for a protein of 435 amino acids. Gene Ontology annotation, cellular component: mitochondrial inner membrane. The transcript is spliced from 11 exons.
AGGCGCAGGCGCAGUAGGCAUGGCCGUAGCUCGGGGUCGCGCGGGGCCGCUGAUCUGCCAGCGUCCGGCAUGACGGGCUGGACUCUCGCUUCUGCCCCCGCCUCGCUGCAGCGCCAUGGAAUGCCUGCGGAGGCUGCCCCGGCUCCUGCCGCGCGCGGUGGGGCAGCCCCGGCGCAGUCUGUGUGCUCUGGCCUGGGGCCUGACCCCCGGGCGCGCCACCGGACUCCUCGACGGGAGCCGGGCCGCGUCGCCCGGCGGAACCCGCGGGCCCCGCCUGGCAGGUGAAAUGCACCAGUUAAGAACGUCUGAUGUCUCUCAGGCCACGUUAGCCAGUGUGGCCCCGGUGUUUACCGUGACGAGAUUUGACAAAGAAGGAAAGGUCACUUCUUUCGAGAGAAAGAAGACCGACCUGUACCAGGAGCUGGGCCUGCAGGCGCGCGACCUGCGGUUCCAGCACCCGAUGAGCAUCACCACCAGGAACAACCGGAUCAUCCUGCGGAUGGAGUAUUUGAAAGCUGUGAUAACUCCAGAGUGUCUUCUGAUACUAGAUUACCGUAAUUUAAAUCUGGAGCAGUGGCUAUUCCGGGAGCUCCCUGCACAGUUGGCCGGAGAAGGUCAGCUGGUCACGUACCCUUUACCUUUCGAGUUCAGAGCCAUGGAAGCACUCUUGCAGUAUCGGAUCAGCACACUUCAGGGGAAACUGAGCGUGUUGGAGCCCCGGAUCCUUGACACGCUGGAAGCGUUAGUGGACCCCAAACACUCCUCUGUGGACAGAAGCAAACUGCACGUCUUACUGCAAAAUGGCAAAAGCCUGUCUGAGCUGGAGACAGACGUGAAGAUGUUCAAGGAGUCCCUCCUGGAGAUCCUGGACGAGGAGGAGCUGCUGGAGGAGCUCUGCCUCACCAAGUGGAGCGACCCCGACGUCUUUGAGCAGAGCAGCACCGGCAUCGACCACGCGGAGGAGAUGGAGCUGCUGCUGGAGAACUGCUACCGGCUGGCCGAGGACCUGUCCAACGCGGCCCGCGAGCUGCGGGCGCUGAUCGACGACUCCCAGAGCGUCAUCUUCCUCAACCUGGACAGCCACCGCAACGUCAUGAUGAGGCUGAACUUGCAGUUGACCAUGGGGACCUUCUCUCUCUCGCUGUUCGGACUCAUUGGAGUUGCUUUUGGGAUGAAUUUGGAAUCCUCCCUUGAAGAGGACCACCGAGUGUUCUGGCUGAUCACGGGCGUCAUGUUCAUGGGCAGCGGCCUGAUCUGGAGGCGGCUGCUGUCGUUCCUCGGGCGGCAGCUGGAAGCGCCUUUGCCUCCCGCGGUGGCCUCUUUACCCAGGAAGACCCCGCAGGCAGACAGAAGGACGGACGCGAGACACAGCCUCCGGCCAGACGGACUGGGGCCCGACAGGAGUGUCCUCACGACCCGGUGAAAAUGCGGUCUUGUGCGGGUGUCGCAGGAGAGUCCUGCUACUUUUACAGAAUCAGGAGUUUGGAAAAGUCACUGGUAUUUAAGUUACAUUGUCUGAUGAUAAAACAGGGCAGCAACAGUCCUGGAACGUCACCGCUUUUCGGAAUUUGAGUAAACCAAAGUACUUGCUUUGUAAGAGGCCAGAAUUCUACUCGGCCAACCUGGAGAGCCGUUUCUGUAGACUGAGACCCGAGGGGCUGACCUGGCAGUGGGGUGACUGUGUAGAUCUUACUUUGUCUUACUUUGUGCCUGUGGAGGAAAGUCGAGUUUCAGGCUCAGCGCAGCUGGGAUGCUGGACAGACCCCCGCGUGAGCCACAUGGCCACAGCUCUCAGGGUGGGCGCCUGUCCUGCCCCUCCUGUCAGGUGGCAGGACGGCCACCAGAUGACAGGUUGGCCUUAACCCCGACUCAGGCGGCCUGUGCUCUGAGCCCCCAGCCUCCUUUUCUCAUGCCCGCCCCCUUGUUGUUGUGGAGGCGAUGACAGCUGCAGGUGGGUUCCAGUUGGUGAGCGGACUUGGCGAGGGUCUCCGUUCUGUCGCUGGUUUGUAGCUGCUUUGGUCGGCCCCUAUCCUGCAGGUGGAGGUGUCCGCACCCCCCGCCCAGAACAAAACCGUGUGGCCCCAACCCCGUGUCCCCCCUCAGGCUGGCAGGAGGGUGGGAACGCUGGGCCCGCAGCCCGCUUUGUUCCCACAGCCAGCGCUCUGGGGUCGGAAGGAGCCGCCGACCCCUGCCGGUCUUGGGGGGGGGGCUGCUCUCCGCAGCCGCAGCCCAGCCGCAGUGGGGGGGCAACACCGCUAGGUGCUGUCGGAGGAGGUGGCGCUGGGGCCAUUGACCAGGGGUCUGGUGACAGGAGUAAAAAUGCCGUUCCUGCAGCCGAUCUGAGAGAACAGGCAAGGUCCCCUGCAGUCUGCUGGGGCCCUGGGCUGUGGCUGACGGCACCGGCCGGCAUCUCGGGUCUGGGGGACAGCAGAUUCCACAGGGCGCGCUGCUGCCGAGUGUGGCCGUGUUACUGUGGAACAGUAACUACCACUGAACCGUGACAGCGCACAGAACUUGGGGUGACUGCCGUCGGUCACACAGCGGGUCUGGGCUUUUCCUCCCAGCGCCGGUUUGUAGCUUUGGGUAAAGUGGUUGUGUCUUGGCAAGACCAGGGAAAACCAUGCACCUACCUCACAAGUGUGACACAGGGACUCACUGACGUGAGAGGUGGGAGUCCAGCCAAGGUUCCCAUGGAGCCCAUGCCCAGCGUGUACCGAGUUUGGUGGUUUUAAGUUCUGAAUUAAACACAGCACCACCUGCUCUUUGAAAGUAGGUGACAGAAAAUCAGGGGCUCGGUUAGGUGGGGCGGCAGGCGGCCCUGUCCCAGGUGCCACGCACACGCACAGGGGGCCCAGGAGCUGGGUGUGGAAGGCCUCUCAGACAUGGGGCGUGAUGUCUCCGGUGCCCUUCCAUGGCCUCACCUCAACUGGCAGGCUGUGGGAACUGAAAGCUACUGACGGUGGUGAGUUAUUCCAAAGUUGUGCGUAGCCAUUUUUGGAAUUGCAAUAGCAAACUCACACUUUAGGCAUAGGGUUUGAGUAAUACCUGUGGAGGCGGGUCUGCUGGGCAGAGCCAGCGCGGGGUGCCCCCACCUCCGCCUGCCCAGCCCACCUGCCUGAGCCAGUACCCCCGAGUGGUGCCUAUCCUCUGGCCUUAAAGACAGUUGCAUAGAAAGAAAUUGCAAAUAUAUGAAAAUGUGAUCUGAUAUCUUGAAAUAAAGGAAAUUUUGCGGUAA